AUGGCCCCAGUUCCCAACCGAAGCAAUGGACCAAGCUCCCAGCCGCAAUCUAUGGUCAACAAACUGGCUAAUUCUAUUCUGGUCAACGACUGUAUUACCCUGCUGAACGAAAUUCAUGGAAUUCUGGCAUCAAAGACUCCUGAAGUCAUUCAGCUUCUCGACCGUUCCCUAAGCAUGCAUGAUUCGCUUGACAUCGAGACCAAUCCUGUAGAAAUUUACAGGAUGGGCCGAGGUGCGGAGGGAAAACCUCGUGUCGUUGAAUGUUUGUUUUCUUCUCGUCGAUUCAUGACAGUGUUCGUGCGCCGAUCAAUGACUAUUGAUGAGCGCAAUAAAGAACGUGAUUCACGCAAAGCUCGUGAGUUAAAUGAUAAAGAAUGCAAUGCUCUCUCAUUUCGGAUGUCCUAUGCUCUAGCGUAUGUUUACCUGGUUUUCGUGAGCGAAGAUUUCUCCUUGUUUUCGUCCCCCCAGAUCUAUGUACCUCUAUUCAAAAUGAUCAAUUGA
Messenger RNA from Haemonchus placei, 501 nucleotides. NCBI's taxonomy places the organism in Eukaryota, Metazoa, Nematoda, Chromadorea, Rhabditida, Trichostrongylidae. The record is from the annotation of a GenBank genome assembly.